CAACUCUUCUAUCAGAGAGUUUCACCAGCGAACGAUCGAUCUAGAGCGAGAGAGAAAUCAAGAGAGAGCAGCAGCAGCAGCAGCAGCCGCCAUGGCUGGUCUACAAAGAUCUGCAGUUUCAUUUAGGAGGCAAGGUUCGUCUGGUCUUGUUUUUGAUGAUAAAAUCUUGUUCGGAGAACCAAUUCCGCAAUCGACUGACAAAAAACCACAGGAACAACCGCAACAAGAACAACAAGAAGAAGUCAUUGAUGAUAAAGAUGUGAAGCCAGCGAGACCGACAAUUAACACCAUCGAUAGAAGCAGAUCCAACGGCGGAGGACGGGGCUACCGAACCGGAAAGGUGUCUCCCGCAAUUGAGCCGACGUCGCCGAGAAUCUCCGCAUGCGGUUGUCUUGGAAAGACAGGGAAGAAUAGUAAACGGCCUAGAGCUGGUAAGCGUAGAUCCCGGUAGGUUUUCCGGCCACCGGUGAUGGAAUUGUCCGUUAUUGCCUUUUACAUAUGUAGUCUACCUGAGUCCUUCAAACCAAAAGGCAGGUGCAAUAUAUGAAUGUUUUCACUGUCCCGUUUUCUCGUUUGCGUUUUGUGUUACUGUUUUAGUUUCCCCUGCUCAUUAGAUGAAACAGAGAGAUGGGUUUCUUGUGGUGGAUGAAAUUAUGUGAAAAUGGAAUUGUUGUUGGAAUUUAGUUAUAAAUCUGUACAAAUCAAAUCUUGAUCCAUCUCUCUCUGUAUAUCUAUGCAGUUUAGAAUUGCAACUUCGGUAUUUUUCAUGUUUCAA
This is a messenger RNA of Tripterygium wilfordii, 775 nucleotides long. RefSeq lists its product as uncharacterized. The record is from RefSeq and is a predicted model, not a curated record. The transcript has a single exon. NCBI's taxonomy places the organism in Eukaryota, Viridiplantae, Streptophyta, Magnoliopsida, Celastrales, Celastraceae. The coding region runs from base 92 to 451 and encodes 119 amino acids.